Molecule: messenger RNA, 946 nt
Organism: Arabidopsis arenosa
Lineage: Eukaryota; Viridiplantae; Streptophyta; Magnoliopsida; Brassicales; Brassicaceae
Source: the annotation of a GenBank genome assembly
CUGUACUGAAGAAGGGAAAGCUUGAAGACGGCGAGAGCUCCAUCUUUUCACAGGCACUUCUUCUCUACAAUUCACAAUGUCUCUGGUAGCAAAUGAGGAGUUCCAGCACAUUUUGCGUGUGCUCAACACUAACGUUGAUGGUAAGCAAAAGAUUAUGUUUGCCCUUACCUCUAUCAAAGGUAUUGGGAGGCGAUUGGCCAACAUUGUCUGCAAGAAAGCCGAUGUCGACAUGAACAAGAGGGCUGGUGAGUUAUCUGCUGCUGAGAUUGACAACCUCAUGACCAUCGUUGCAAACCCAAGACAAUUCAAGAUUCCAGACUGGUUCUUGAACAGACAGAAAGACUACAAGGACGGCAAGUACUCUCAAGUUGUCUCCAAUGCCCUUGACAUGAAGCUCAGGGAUGAUCUUGAACGUCUCAAGAAAAUCAGAAACCAUCGUGGUCUGAGACAUUACUGGGGUCUCCGAGUCCGUGGACAACACACCAAGACCACUGGUCGCAGAGGAAAGACUGUUGAGCUGUUGAGUCUUGGCAGGGCACGAGAGCCAUCUUACAUUACACCAAAAUUUCGUGACGAGGGAUCCAAGUUACUACUGGCCCUGCCUGUGAGGGAUACUCCUCUUCUUUCUGUUCAGGUUGAGUUGAGUGUUAUUCCUCCAGUGCUCUAUCUGCUGUUUCCUUCGCUGAAUAGUCGUGACCUCAGUCCAGGAAGACUAAUUGAGAAUGAACCCAUGGACCAAGUCACCAAGAUAUCGAUCCCUCUCUGGCAAGGAAGUGUUCUUUGAUUUACAAGCCUCGACAGGAUCCAUGGAUAUGAGUCGUGUAUCAGCUUCUCCUGUGGGGGAAGUCCAUCAGCGAGUACAGCUGAUAUAAGUUUGCAAAUAGGGAACGCAGCUCACCUCCAAUUUUUCAGCAUCUUCCCUUGAAAAUAUAUUUUGGAUCAAGUU